UAGCUAACGGAUAAGCGUCGUUGUUUGUUGUCGUUCGCUCUUAAAAAUAAUUCGAAUAACAAGUUCUUUACGAAAAAAAAUCGCCGGUACGCCGUUAUUGUGACUAUUUUUUUUUUAACAUUCAGUGCGCAUCGUGCGAAUUUCAAACCAUAUACUGUCAUCAUUUUUAUCGGUCUUGUCAAUUUUCUUAAGACAAAACGUCAUGUAAUCGUAUACCUACGGAUUUCACGAUAAUACUGGUAUCUUGCGAGUCUAGUGCCGUUCGGACCACCGUACUGUACCUUUAUAGGUAUCGAAGAUACGACGACCGAUAAAGAAAUAAUUCACUAACGUGAUAUUUUGCUUUAUAGAUCUAAUGCUUGUGUCAUAAUGAAGCACGAAAGUCAGCACCCAGAGCUCAUUUCAAACGGAAAAGGAAAGCCUUUCAAAAAAAGCAUCAGUUUAAGUGCCCUGGGUCUGGGAAAGCUGUGGCGAAGGCGAUCUGUGACCAUAACCGAGUACGAUCCAUGUUACAAGGUCGUCUAUCUGGGUAACGUCCUCACUGGCAUAGCCAAAGGUGAAAUGUGUGUGGAGAAGCCGCUGUGCAGCCUGUGGAAAAACUACACGUGCAAUCAAAAACCGGACGUGCACAUGAAGCUGACUAUCACACAGUCAGGCUUGAAGGCGUUUACCAAGGAGCAUGGGUUGACCGAAUACUGGAGCCACCGGGUCACCUAUUGCCUGGCGUCGCCGCAAUACCCUCGCAUAUUCUGCUGGGUGUACCGGCACGAAGGCCGCAAGCUCAAGCAAGAACUUCGAUGCCAUGCAGUUGUGUGCACCAAAGAAUCGGUGGCUAGACAGAUCGCAGGUCAACUGCGUGGACGUCUGGCGCAGGCGCUCAAUGAAUUCAAGCGGGACAAGAUCAGCCGACAGAACGCCCGGCUAUCGUUGGCCAACAGCGUGUACGAAAAUCCGUCGUUGCCUCGGCGAAAGAUCCUGUUAUCCACGGGGUCACAUAAUUACAGGCCGCCAUUGGAGCGAUCCAAGUCGGCGCCGCGGCUCGUAUCCAUCGAAGAGAGCUUGGAAGAGGAUGACGAACCAGCCGACUCCUGCGCAGCAUUUAGGAGGUGCCGGGCUGAGAAUCGUUUACGAACCGGCACGCUGCGCAACCGAUUAGGUGGACUCCACGGUUAUAGGGAAACAGCUGCGGCUACUGCAGCAGCCAUUACUGCGGCUACCGCCGCCGCCGCUACUAACGCCACAGUUGAUAGUACUACCGAUGACGCUAAAGUGGUGGGCGACAUCGAAAAACGACUGGCCAAAAACCUGCAGCUCGAGGAAGAUGGAUCAACCGAUGACGGCACAAAACCAUCUCAAGACGUAGAUUGCGAUUCGGUUGAAUCACUACCAUCUUAUCGAGACGUCGUAGCUGAAGAUCAACAGUCCACUUCCUCUUCUUCGUCAUCGACGAUUUGCGUCGAGCAACAGCAGCACGAACUGCUUCCCAAGUACAACGAAGUGAUUGUCGAUUGUCCACAGGGUCCAGAAGACGUGUGCUACAAAUACAACAGUCUGGUCCGAGACCGAAAGAGGCUAUUCGAGAGCAUAGGUGGAGGCGUGGGUAAACGUCGCGAUCAGUUCAAACGUAUGAGCUCAGACUCAGAGCUGCUGGGCGCUUACAACAACCUAGUGAAAAACCGAAAGCUGUUAUUCGAAGGAUGUUGUCCAGACCACGACGGUGACGAUGAUUUAGACGUGGAUGAGGAGGACUUGGAUGAGGAAAAAGACUGUGGAUAUCCGGAUGACGAGUCUACGCCUAGCUUACAGAGCAUAUCCAGUGGUGGGUCAGAUGCGUGCAAAAAGAUUGCCGUUGACCUAGACUCGCUGUCAGAGGAGGACAGCGAUGAGAGUGGUUAUGUGGAAGCGCCGCCGUCACGUUGUCCUGCCGACGUGGCCGACCAUGUAGACAAGGAAAAAGAACUGCACAAACGCAACAAUCAUACUAUGGCCGCCAGGAACGCUUCUGCUCGACGGGUCGGCGCGUAAAAACCGCCCUCCUAAUACCACGUGAAAAAGACUUUUUUUUAAAAUUAUUAUUGAUUUUAUCAUUUUGAAUGUGUUGGUAGUGUAUCGCCAUCAUUUUGUGUCUGGUGUGCACCAAGACGAUACGAUAUAUUAUUAUAAUGACAUGAUAUGUGUUAUUAUUAUAGUAUAUACCAACUAUUAUUGUUAAUAUUAUUAUUGUUGUUGUUAUUCCAAACGUGUGUGACCCCGGCGUGGGCGUGCGUUAGCUGAACAAGAAACAAGGACGCCAAGAAAGAACGACUGCAAAUCGUUAGUAGUAAAAAAAAUUUUAAACAUCACAACUACUAGAACAAGCUCCUCCGUCGUCGUCAUAGAAGUUGUUUUCGCGUGGAAAAAAUAAUCGUUACAAUACUGCAGAUAGCUCAUCGUGAAAAGCAUUGCCUGCGGACAAAAACUUGUUUUUUUCAUUAUUAUUAUUAUUACUAUUACUUUUAACAUUGUAAAAAAAAUCCAACCAGUUAUAACGUAUUUAUUUCAUCUUUUUCAUUCGAAAUUUAAUACACCAUGGCUUUUGUCGUCGUUUGCCACUCGCACCCGUACGUCGUAUAUAAUAUUGUAAUAAUAAUAAUAAUAAUAAUAACAACAAUAAUAAUAUCGUAGAUAAUUAUUACGUUUUGUGUACGUUAUACGUACGUUUAUAUUUUAUUAUGUGUAAAUAUCACAAAUCGACCUAGUCAAGCAAUCGUAUUAUUAGGAAUUAGUGUUUAUAGGUUGCGAAUCAUAUGUUUCAUAGUUUAAUAUUAUGUAUAAUUAUAUAUGUAUAUGUGUGUGUGUGUGUAUGUGUGUGUAUAUUUGUAUGUGUUACUAGGAGGAAUGAAAGGAUAGACCAACAGAAGGACGUAAGAGUAGGAGUGUUUCGUUGAGCCUUUGCAGACAUUUUAUUGUCUUGGAUGAGGAAGUAAAGCAUACGAUUAAUACCAAAUGAGGUGCUAGAUAUAAUUUAUCGAAUUAGACUUUUGGUUAUAUUAUAUUGAGCACUAGUUUCUGUUUAGAUAGAGGUGUGGGCCCACCCUAUACCUAUUAAAAUAUAUAUCAUAUUUACUUUCACAUUUUAUUAUCAUCGUGUACUUUUUAUUUUACCUGUUCGAACAAAAUACGCGACUCUUUAAAAAUUUAAAAAUUGUAAUAUUUUAAAUACACUUAGUUUAGCAACCGACGCUUUUCAUAUAUUUUUUUUAAUUUUUGUAAAACUUCAUUAUUAUAAAAUGUCAACCGACGUUCCUAUGACCUUUUUUUAAUGGUAGAUUUUUAUUUUAAUGGAAAUCAGAGUCGAACAAAAAUUGCUUAAAACCGUUUGUACGAGUAUACUAUUAGCGUAGAUAUAAUAUUUUUUAUAGGUAAGUUUUAUUACGUUGUGUGAAUUCUACCUAGCUGUACCAAACUGAUUAUCGGGAUUAAACAAUAUUAUAUUUAUUAAACUGAAAUUAAAAUAAAGCCGUUUAUUAUAUUACGGGUGUAUCUCAGAUAAUAAAAUAAUUAUUAAUUCUUUGAACCCAAAUCAAUAUGAUAUGUGAUGUACUGAUGCGUCUAGAUAGAAUAAAUACGAAAAUAGAAAUGUUAAACUAUUAGGUAAUAUAGAUAUCACAUAAAUACAUAUAUAUGUUACGUAAGUAUAUUAUUAUAUUGCUGCGCAAUGUUAAUUAAGAAAAUUAUCUGAUUAUUUAGACUUGUUUGAAAUAUUAUCUCGUUCGUUAAUGAACUUGAAAAAUCAUAAUUUAAUGUUUUUAUUUUAUCAAA
Aphis gossypii (cotton aphid) is the source of this 3801-nucleotide messenger RNA. RefSeq lists its product as uncharacterized. The coding region runs from base 370 to 2025 and encodes 551 amino acids. NCBI's taxonomy places the organism in Eukaryota, Metazoa, Arthropoda, Insecta, Hemiptera, Aphididae. The transcript is spliced from 3 exons. The record is from RefSeq and is a predicted model, not a curated record.